UCUCCAGGCAGAGAGCCAGCCCCAGCUACCCGCCAUGUAGCAUUAUCUGCCUUCCAGUCUAGUAGUCAGGAUGUGGGGUCCAACAUCUGAGAGUCCGUUAUGGAGGACCAGCAGCCAGACCCCUUCCCCGUGUCUUAUCUGUAGACUUGACCACAUCGUGAUGACUGUAAAGAACAUUGAAGACACCACCAUGUUCUAUUCCAAGAUCCUGGGCAUGGAGGUCACUACUUUCAAGGGGGACCGGAAAGCACUGUGUUUCGGAGACCAAAAAUUUAACCUGCACGAGGUGGGAAAGGAAUUUGAUCCCAAAGCAGCCCACCCCAUUCCAGGCUCCUUGGACGUUUGUUUGAUCACAGAGACGCCCCUGGAGGAGGUGAUGAAGCGCCUUAAGGCUUUUGAUGUCCCCAUUGAAGAGGGCCCAGUCUCCAGAACAGGAGCAACGGGGCCUAUUCUGUCCAUCUACUUCCGAGAUCCUGACAGAAAUCUCAUUGAGGUGUCUAACUAUGUCACCGCAUGAUUGAGACUGGCCCCCCCCCAUUCUGUUCUACAAAAUGUCGUCUUACUCCUAAUUUCCUACAACUCCCCAGAGACUUCUAAAAACUGACAACUUGGACAAAGGGGACCUAAGACAGGUUUAUGUGCAAACUUUUGUGUCUAGAGAGCCUCCGUUCAAGCUACUCCAAUACAUGACAAAUCUCUCUUGUCUCAGUUCAGUGUCUGGGGACUUGCCUAGGGCAUGAGUUCUCUGAGACUUUUGGAGGUCUGGGCUAGAGUUUGGUGUCUCUAGAGAUUAAAUUGGGGGCCAUCCUUUUGAAAUUCAA
Rattus rattus (black rat) is the source of this 821-nucleotide messenger RNA. It is a transcript of the gene Glod5, whose product is annotated as glyoxalase domain containing 5. The record is from RefSeq and is a predicted model, not a curated record. The transcript is spliced from 4 exons. Lineage: Eukaryota; Metazoa; Chordata; Mammalia; Rodentia; Muridae. The coding region runs from base 71 to 517 and encodes 148 amino acids.